Molecule: messenger RNA, 1761 nt
Organism: Aureococcus anophagefferens
Lineage: Eukaryota; Pelagophyceae; Pelagomonadales; Pelagomonadaceae
Gene: PRMT1
Exons: 4
Biological process (GO): regulation of DNA-templated transcription; peptidyl-arginine N-methylation
Cellular component (GO): cytosol; nucleus
Source: RefSeq, a predicted model, not a curated record
GCUGCAAACAUGGCGCGCAUCGUCGGCGGCGAGCUCGACUGCGUGCCGGACCUCAAGGCGGCGCUCGAGUGCGCGCGCGCCGACGGCCUGGACUUCAUCGCGGCCCCGCUCUACCACCCGCGCUUCGCGCGGGACGCGCGGCGCGUGUCGUCGGCGCGGCGGUCCAUGGGGACGCGGAGCGACCGCGUCGUCGCCUGCGGCGACUGGUCGCGGCUCGUCGUCGGCGUCGCGUCCGCCUGGCCGCGCGGCGCGGGCGCGGCGCGGCGCGACGGCGAGCACGCGCUCGCGGAAGAGCUCGCGCGCGCGGGCCACCUCGCGGUCGCCGCGGUGCUCCUGCCGCCGCCGCCCGCGCGCGACUGGCGCCGCUGGGACGCGCUGCGGCGCCUCUGCGACCACGGCGGCGGCCUGGGCGUCGCGCUCGAGCUCGGCGCGGCGCCGCCGGCCGUCGGCGACGCGCGGCGCUGGCGCGGCGAGCCCGUCAAGGCGCUGAUCCUCCCCUGCGCCGUCUUCGCCGCGAACGCGGCCGGCUUCCCCCUGUGCUUCCCCGUGCUCCCCCGGAGCCACCAGUCGCUCGUGCGGUCGCUCGCGGCCCUCGAGCCGCGGAUCCUCAUCCGCGGCCGGCCGACGCUCGGCGGCCGCGCGCGCUACGUCGAGUACGCGCGCCACCUCCUCGGCUCCGCGGACCCCGCGCCGGGCUCCGUCGCGGCGCUCGAGCGGCCCUACCGCGACUUCCUCCAGGCGCCGCUCCAGCCGCUGGGCGACGACCUCGAGGCCGCGACCUACGAGACCUUCGAGCGCGACCCGGUCAAGUACGCGCGCUACGAGGCCGCCGCGGCCCUCUUCCUCGGCGACUUCCGGGCCCGGAGCGCUCCCGGCGCGCGCGCGCUUUUCGCCGUCGUCGGCGCGGGCCGCGGGCCCCUCGUCGCCGCCGUGCUCCGCGCGGCCGCGGCCGCGCGCGUCGCCGUCGGCGUCUACGCCGUCGAGAAGAACGCGCACGCCGUCUGCACGCUCCGCGGGCGCCUGUGCGGCCGCAAGCGCCACGACCCCGCGUGGCGCGACGUCGUCGUCGUGCCCGGCGACAUGCGGCGCGUCGCCGGCGGCUUCGACCGCGUCGACUGCCUCGUCUCCGAGCUCCUGGGCUCCUUCGGCGACAACGAGCUCUCGCCCGAGUGCCUCGACGGCGCCGCGGCCGCGCUCCUCAAGCCCGGCGGCGCGUCGAUCCCGCGGCGCUACGUGUCCUACGCGCAGCCCGUCGCCUGCGCCAAGCUCUGGUUCGACGCGCGGCGCGCGAACACGGGCGCGCCCGCGGGCCCGCCGGCCGUCGGCGCGUGCGUCGGCGCGCCGCCGCCGGACCGGGGCCUCGAGACGCCCUUCGUCGUGCAGCUCCACAACUUCGCGCCCCUCGCGGCGCACGCGCAAUGCUUCGCCUUCGACCACCCGGGCGACGCCGGCGCGACCAACGACCGCGACGUCGACCUCGCCUGGGACAUCGCCGUCGACGCGACGGUCCACGGCCUCGCGGGCACGUUCCACGCGGACCUCUACGGCGACGUGUCCAUCUCCAUCUACCCGCCGACCUUCUCCGAGGGCAUGUUCUCCUGGUUCCCGCUCUUCCUCCCCUUCUCGGCGCCCGUCCGCGUCGACGCGGGCGGCACGCUCGCCGUGUCGAUAUGGCGCCGGUCGGACCCCGGCCGCGCGUGGUACGAGUGGGCGCCGACGGCGCCCGUCGUCCUCCCCAUCCACAACCCGAACGGCCGCUCC